CGAGUAGACCGGAAAGAGACCGUGCACGGCCGCGGAGCACGACGGGAUAUGGAUUGGCGUCCGAGCGCCGUCUAGGAUAAACAUGGCGGAGGUUUCCUCGUCGGCUGCUAUGACUGCAAAUGUUGUGAAAGAUAUCACCGAGAUCUAUUCGCGCCUCUUCGAUCACAAGCCAUUUCUUCAAGGGGAAAUAAAGUUCUUCGUAAAAGAGUUUGAGGAAAAGCGUGGUGACCGCGAGGUACAAAGGCUGUUCGAGAUGCUCGAGGAUGUGACCGAGGUCCGGGAGACGCAGAUUGACCGGGUAUGCCGUGCAUCCGACGAAGGGCUGUGCAGCCUCGCAGGCAACCUCGAAGUGGCACUCAGCAUGUGCCAACGCAUCCUAGAGGCUGAGGACAAGGUCAACUCUGCGGAUGACCUGUCAGAGCGGCGCGAGCGGCGGCGGGGCGAGUGGAACCAGUUUGAGCAGGACGUCAAGGACAAGGUGGCCAGGAUGGACCAAGCCUUCGAGGAGAAGGAGCGCGAACUCAUCGACCACUACCGUCGCAUUCGCGAGAAGCUGCAGCCCCCUCACAAGAGCGAACAGUAGCCGGCAUCGGCUCGUCUUGAGUAGGCAUCGGUGCGACAUCGUCGGGCGUCACGCGAAGUGCAAGCCGUACAGUGUGCAGUGAAGGUCUUUCUACGGGUAGACGGUGGCGCUCUUAAUGGCUCAUUGCUACUGACUAUGAUGUGCGCUUUAAAAGUAUAGUCUGUGCAGUGGACUUGAUGGAUGACACAGUUCCGGCGAGUUGGAUCACUGGUCUUCCUCUGUUGGGCAAAUCGUUGAAGUUUUUGCGGUAGUACACUGCUCUCCAACAGUCUUCAACCAAAGAGAGUCCAUUCUUCUGUUAUGAAGUGCAGGUUUGAAAUUGUGUAUAAAAAGCAUAUGCACUUUUUUUUU
This is a messenger RNA of Dermacentor silvarum, 934 nucleotides long. RefSeq names its product biogenesis of lysosome-related organelles complex 1 subunit 5 (gene Muted). The transcript is spliced from 4 exons. Gene Ontology annotation, cellular component: transport vesicle; BLOC-1 complex. NCBI's taxonomy places the organism in Eukaryota, Metazoa, Arthropoda, Arachnida, Ixodida, Ixodidae. The record is from RefSeq and is a predicted model, not a curated record. Bases 83 to 583 code for a protein of 166 amino acids.